GGAUGGCGUCCCACAACCAUGGUGAGGGUUGUUGCGGUUCGCAUCAAGGUGGAGGCGGCUUGGCAGACUACGACAUCCAGGGCGACGACCCAACGCUGUCUUCAUGCUGCAUCAAGGACAUGAAAGAGCAGGCUGAAUAUGUCCGCAUUCAAACAAUCCUCCAGGCGCACGAUGUGGCUGAGCAUCGGCUAGCCCAUCGACAACAAGCAACUGCUUCGUCCAUUUCGUCCACAUCGUCUCUGUUUCCACCGACACCAGCCAUUUCCAUGACAUCUUUCGAUCCGAGCAAGGGUGAUGACGACGAUGACGAUGACCUGGACGAGUUCGACUACCUGCUCGACGACAACGAAGCAGCCACGCAACGGCGAGUGGCUCUUGAGGCCAAGGUCAAGCUGCAAGCACAAGGACUUGGAAUCGUAUGGGGCGACAAAGAAUUCGCCGCUUUCCACACUCGUGUCACAGGAAUGCAAUGGGACGCCUUGGCGAAGCACAAGCAGAAUCGACCGACUGUCAUUGCGUGGCGCGCCACCGACCACGAGUCGACGAUGGUGUUGAAUGCGGCGCUGGUGGCCUGCGCCGAGCGAUACCUAGGAACUUGUGUGUAUGGCGUGUCCAGUGCAUGUUCAGACAAGCUCCAAGCAUUGUGUCACCGGCGCAUCACCCAACACAACAACACAGUCGUGUUUGUGGCAUUGAAUACCCACAGCCAGUACCUUGCACAUGUAUCUGUCACUGCGUUAGACGAUGCGAAAUGGGAAUGCGAAGUGCUACCGUGGCUGCACAAGUGCAACGUACUUCGGGAAACGUUUGAGGCCACGACGCGCGAAGCCGCCGCUGCCGCCGCGGGUAUACAACCGAUGGACAAGCAGCGAGCGAAAGGCUGAUGUUGUGUGAUACUAGGGGAAGACAACAGCAAGGACAUUGUGGAACAAGGGUAUGACUGCGGCCGUGACAAGUGUCGCCUCCGCCACGGCUAUUAUCACGAGCACGUGGGUCCGUCAGAAGAGUCUAAGCGCGACAUCUCCGAGUGGCGCCGCGAACAAAGUUAGCGCCCAUCAUUCUGUUGAAAUAUCGAAUGUAUGUCUGCCUAUGGUAGUCCAGAAAUACAGCUGUAGUGAGAUCCUUUCACAGACUCGUUUCGCGUGACAGAAUCUAAAUUCUAUGAUGCGAUUUCAU
Messenger RNA from Aphanomyces astaci, 1176 nucleotides. RefSeq lists its product as hypothetical. The record is from RefSeq and is a predicted model, not a curated record. The annotation marks the transcript as partial. Lineage: Eukaryota; Oomycota; Saprolegniomycetes; Saprolegniales; Verrucalvaceae. The transcript has 2 exons.